UAGGCAAUGUAAGUUCGUGUUUGUGACGGUGAGGAUAUUUGCGUAGGUCGAACACUAGCAGUAGCAUGGGGCAGCUGGCAAAGACUGCGUUGCAUGGAAAAGUAUAGGCGCACUGCUGUCGGGGAGGAAGCGGAAGGCGAUACAGCAGCAGAGAAUGAAAUUAGGAUAUCGUCCCAUGGCAAAAUCCGCACCUAUGUUGCUCAGAUAUUGGGCCUUUUAAAGGAAGGGAAGCAUGUCGUUAUUAUUGGGAAGGGGAAGACCAUCAAUAAGGCAGUGACGGUCGCCGAAAUUGCCAAGCGGCGCUUAGAUGGAAAGGUGAAGCAGGAUACCGAUAUUUGUAGUGUGGAAGCCACAGAUGUGUGGGAUCCUAUUGAGGAAGAUUUGGAUAGGUUACUUGUAACAAGGCAUUUGCCUUGCAUAAAGCUCACCUUGCACAUGGUGGAUUCAUAAAGUCCAUGUGGAGUUUUGAAGGUUUCUUUUGUAUCUUUUGUAUAUAGUAAGGGUAUUAAUUAUAAUGUCUGCUUGUUACAAGCUUAAUGCGUCCGUCCUCCAAGGAAUGGAUACACUGAAGCAGCAG
Messenger RNA from Spizellomyces punctatus DAOM BR117, 577 nucleotides. RefSeq lists its product as uncharacterized. The record is from RefSeq and is a predicted model, not a curated record. Lineage: Eukaryota; Fungi; Chytridiomycota; Chytridiomycetes; Spizellomycetales; Spizellomycetaceae. Bases 94 to 450 code for a protein of 118 amino acids. Gene Ontology annotation, molecular function: RNA binding. The transcript is spliced from 4 exons.